Molecule: messenger RNA, 3836 nt
Organism: Mauremys mutica (yellowpond turtle)
Lineage: Eukaryota; Metazoa; Chordata; Testudines; Geoemydidae
Gene: CERT1
Product: ceramide transporter 1
Exons: 18
Coding region: 298-2172 (624 amino acids)
Biological process (GO): ER to Golgi ceramide transport
Cellular component (GO): Golgi apparatus
Molecular function (GO): phosphatidylinositol-4-phosphate binding
Source: RefSeq, a predicted model, not a curated record
CAGCUGCGGUGGCGCUCUGAGCGGAGAUAGUCACUCGUCCGUUGCACUGUGGCUCUCGCUGUGGGUCGGGGCCGCGGCGCUGCAGCGAGGGCAGAGGUGGAGAGUCGAGUCACGGAGCCGCGGCCCCGGCAGCUGCAGAGAGGGCAGGCGCGGCUGGCGCCCCCCCGGGAGCCGAGAGGUGUCGCCCAGGUAGUGCCCCCCCGGCCGUCGCUCCCGUUCCCAAGGCAGGAAGAGGCUGCUGUGGGCGGGGGCCGCUCGCUGUUUCCCUGCUCGGUGGUGGCUGCGGGCGGUGUCUCCAUGUCGGACAACCAGAGCUGGAAUUCCUCCGGCUCCGAGGAGGAUCCCGAGACCGAGUCCGGGCCGCCUGUUGAGCUCUGCGGGGUCCUCAGCAAGUGGACCAACUACAUUCAUGGGUGGCAGGACCGAUGGGUAGUUUUGAAAAACAACACUCUAAGUUACUACAAAUCUGAAGAUGAAACGGAGUAUGGCUGCAGGGGCUCGAUUUGUCUGAGCAAGGCUGUUAUUACGCCUCAUGAUUUUGAUGAAUGCAGAUUUGACAUUAGCGUAAAUGAUAGUGUUUGGUACCUACGAGCUCAGGAUCCUGAUCAUAGACAACAAUGGAUAGAUGCGAUAGAACAACACAAGACUGAAUCUGGCUAUGGAUCAGAGUCAAGUUUACGGCGCCAUGGCUCCAUGGUGUCUUUGGUGUCUGGAGCAAGUGGAUAUUCUGCUACAUCCACCUCAUCGUUCAAGAAAGGUCAUAGCUUGCGUGAGAAGCUUGCUGAAAUGGAAACCUUCAGAGAUAUCCUCUGUAGACAGGUUGAUACUUUACAGAAAUAUUUUGAUGCCUGUGCAGAUGCAGUCUCCAAGGAUGAACUUCAGAGGGAUAAAGUGGUUGAAGAUGAUGAAGAUGAUUUUCCUACAAUGCGUUCUGAUGGGGAUUUCUUGCAUAAUAGUAAUGGCAGUAAGGAAAAAUUAUUUCCACAUGUAACACCCAAAGGAAUUAAUGGCAUAGACUUUAAAGGGGAAGCUAUAACUUUCAAGGCAACUACUGCUGGAAUCCUAGCUACACUUUCUCAUUGUAUUGAACUCAUGGUAAAACGUGAGGAGAGCUGGCAAAAAAGACUGGAUAAGGAAAUUGAGAAAAGGAGAAGAAUAGAAGAAGCAUACAAAAAUGCCAUGACGGAACUUAAGAAAAAGUGCCAUUUUGGAGGGCCAGACUAUGAGGAGGGUCCUAAUAGUCUGAUUAAUGAAGAGGAAUUUUUUGAUGCUGUUGAAGCUGCUCUUGACAGACAAGAUAAAAUAGAAGAACAGUCUCAGAGUGAAAAGGUCAGAUCACACUGGCCAACAUCAUUACCUUCUGGUGAGGGAUACUCUGCUGUGGGGACUCACAGAUUCGUCCAAAAGCCCUAUAGUCGCUCUUCCUCCAUGUCUUCCAUUGAUCUAGUCAGUGCCUCUGAUGAUGUUCACAGAUUCAGCACCCAGGUGGAAGAGAUGGUGCAGAAUCACAUGACUUACUCUUUACAGGAUGUAGGAGGAGAUGCCAAUUGGCAGUUGGUAGUAGAAGAAGGUGAAAUGAAGGUGUACAGAAGAGAGGUAGAAGAAAAUGGGAUAGUCCUAGAUCCUUUGAAAGCCACACAUGCAGUCAAAGGCGUUACGGGACACGAGGUCUGCCAGUACUUCUGGAAUGUUGAUGUUCGUAAUGACUGGGAAACAACCAUUGAAAAUUUCCAUGUUGUGGAAACUUUAGCAGAUAACGCAAUCAUCAUUUACCAGACACACAAGAGAGUGUGGCCAGCUUCUCAGCGGGAUGUGCUAUAUCUGUCUGCUAUUAGAAAGAUACCGGCGUUCAGUGAAAAUGAUCCUGAAACUUGGAUUGUCUGUAACUUCUCUGUGGAACAUGAUAGUGCCCCUCUGAACAAUCGAUGUGUUCGUGCCAAAAUAAACAUUGCUAUGAUCUGUCAGACGUUGGUGAGCCCACCCGAAGGGAACAAGGAAAUAAGCAGAGACAAUAUCCUAUGCAAGAUUACAUAUGUAGCUAAUGUGAAUCCUGGGGGAUGGGCACCAGCCUCCGUGUUACGAGCAGUGGCGAAACGAGAGUAUCCCAAAUUCCUGAAGCGUUUUACAUCAUACGUGCAAGACAAAACAGCAGGAAAGCCUAUUUUCUUCUAGUAUUAACAGUGAUUGAAACAAGACUGUGUGUGAACAUUCCAUGUUGGAGAAAUAAACCAAAUUGAAGGCUCCAAGCUGGAACAUAGGAUCUACAGUCUUUUUGUGGCCCAAGUCCUAGGCUUUGUGUUCUGAAGUGAAGAAAUACUGCAGCACCGUGAGGCUGAACAUCUAACACUAGCUGUCUUCUGCUAGCUCUCCUUGCUGAAUCAGUGUGUAAUUAUAAAUACAUGUAUUGAUACAUGUAUAUGGAUAUAUUUUUAUUUGCUUGCUUUAGAGGAGAAAAAAAUACAACUUUGAAUCACCAACUUGGGUUACUGCUUCAAUUUUAAACAAUUUGCAAAGCUUUUGUUUACUGUGGCCCUUCAAGACACACAUACGGUUUUCUGUUUUUGUGCAUGUCUAAAAAGCACAAAAGACAAAUGCACAUAUAGCAUACUGUAUGUGCUUUAUAUGCACAAAAACCUGUGGGUGGUAUUUUUUCAGGUUUGCAGUAAAGUCUAGGUGACCUUUGGGCAGGGGUUUUGUUUUGCUUUGUAUAAUCAUAGUUCAUUGCUGCUGAAUCAUCUUGUUAUGUAAAAUGUCUCUUAAUUGAGGGCUGUCAAUAUCCACAUGACUUUGCCUUUUCUGUUAUCUUACUCCUAUGAAGACCUUUGGCUCUGAUGGAGGAAGACUGUGAAAAGCUUUAUUUUUUUCCCAGAUAUCUUUAUAUUUCUAUUGUAUUUUUUAGUUAUGUAAUAUGUGCUACAGAAUUUAUUGAACAUGAUUCAGAAAUUUCUAGGUAGAUUCUAUAUGAGAGGGCGAGAUUGUGCCUGAAAACUACAACAGUAGUCUGUCCAUGCUAUGUUACAUGUGGAUUUUGUGAAACUGCAAGAAGGUACCCUGUAAUAUUUAUUAAAGCAAAUUGGACUACAUAGGACAACAUUCCCAGUCUGCAAGUAAAAGCGAGUACAUUAUUUCCUGGUCCUGCACAUUUUUGUACUCAUCUUCAUUAAAGCCACACUAUGAGAUAUGUGUAGAAAAUGUGAGUUGCGUUAAUAUUUACUACUUGAUCAGAAACUUAACAGAGCUAUAAGAAUCCACAGAUUCUAAAUGAAAAGUUCCCCUUAGUUGCUGUGAGAACUUGAAUGCAAAUAUCUGCCUGCCUUUGAUCUCUGGAAAUAGCCAUGAGGAGUGGACUGUGGGGGCAGAGAGUAGUACUCACUUGAGCGGAUAUCUCGCCUGGCAGCCUUUUAGGUGGAGAUUAUUCAGAGGCAUUUCUUGGGCACUUCACUAACUUGUAUAUGUCAAACAUAAGAUUCAGAUAUAUUUUUUCAAAAGAAAGCUGAAAGUCUUAUUUAAUAUAGUGUUGCAGGUGCCUGGAUAUAACUACAAAAGAGUAAUUCAAUGAAGAGUUGGCUGAUAAAUGUCUGAUAUCUGCACAAUGUUGUAAGUGAAUUACUCCUUGUGUCUGUUAGUCUUUAUUCUGUAUAAAGAGGUACAAACACAUAACAUAUGGUUACACAUAUACAUGCAGAUUUCAUGCUCUAUAAAACUUCUCUUUUAUUUGCCUUUCUCUAAAUGGUGUGCAUGGAAUAUGCCUUAUUACAGAAUAAUUCUGUUCAUGAUUUGAAUAUGUAGAAAAGUGCCUAUAUGGUAAUGCUAGUAAGGCAAAUAAGAUUAAAAUU